Messenger RNA from Poeciliopsis prolifica (blackstripe livebearer), 10016 nucleotides. RefSeq names its product intersectin 1 (SH3 domain protein) (gene itsn1). Gene Ontology annotation, molecular function: guanyl-nucleotide exchange factor activity; molecular adaptor activity; calcium ion binding. The record is from RefSeq and is a predicted model, not a curated record. Gene Ontology annotation, biological process: endosomal transport; positive regulation of Rho protein signal transduction; intracellular signal transduction. The transcript is spliced from 46 exons. Lineage: Eukaryota; Metazoa; Chordata; Actinopteri; Cyprinodontiformes; Poeciliidae. Gene Ontology annotation, cellular component: clathrin-coated pit; presynaptic membrane; plasma membrane. Bases 188 to 5494 code for a protein of 1768 amino acids.
CACUCGGUUGGGAUUUCUGAACCACGGGAGAAACACCGGAAAGGCUUUUGGUGAUAAACCGCCGCAUUUUGGGAGAAUACGUCACAAUUUAUGGUGACACAGACACACAGAGAGUUACUUUGUAGAGCUUUUAAAGAUGGAAGCUGAACUAUGAGGCGUUGUGUAUUUGCUGAAGACUGAGUGAACCAUGGCACAGUUCCCGACUGCUUUCACAGGACAAGACGUGUUUCUGAUCACUCCGGAUGAAAGAGCCAAACAUGAUCAGCAGUUUCAUGGCCUCGCUCUGUCUGCUGGGGGUUACAUAACAGGUGACCAGGCUAAAAACUUUUUCCUUCAGUCAGGGCUGCCCCCACCCAUCCUGGCCCAAAUAUGGGCUUUGGCUGAUAUGAACAGCGAUGGCCGAAUGGAUAUCCACGAGUUCUCCAUCGCCAUGAAACUCAUCAAACUGAAGCUCCAGGGUCACUCUCUGCCACCAACGCUUCCUCCCAGCAUGAAGCAGCCGCCGCUCUCCUUACCCCCACAGGCCAGCUUUGGUAUGCCCCCUAUGGCACCCAUUCCGACUCCCAUCCCAGCCCCCCUCCCAGUUGUGCCCCCACUCCCUCUUCCUCCUCUUCCCGUUGGGGUGUCUCCUCCUCUCGUCUCUUCGGCUCCUCCGCCUCUGCCUCCACCUAUUGCCAACGGAGCUCCUCCCACUGCUAUGAUGCCGCCCGUCUCAGGCUUCCCCCACUCAGCUCCCUCUGUGAACAAGACCUCUUCGUUCAAUCGUUCCAGCACCAAGCUGCAGAAGGGCUCAUCAUUUGAUGCUGCAGGUACUCAGCCUCCCUCUGACUGGGCAGUUCCUCAGUCCUCCAGACUAAAGUACAGGCAGCUUUUUAACUCCCACGAUAAGAUGAUGAGUGGAUACCUCACCGGACCCCAGGCUCGCACUAUUCUGAUGCAAUCCAGCCUUCCUCAGAGCCAGUUAGCCACCAUCUGGAGUCUGUCAGACAUUGAUCAGGAUGGGAAGCUAACAGCAGAGGAGUUCAUCUUGGCUAUGCACCUCAUAGACAUGGCCAUGUCAGGGUUACCACUGCCUCCAGUAUUGCCAGCAGAUUACCUCCCGCCAACCUUCAGGCGUGUACGAAGUGACAGCGUCCAGUCAGACCAGAAGAGUGUCCCGGAGGAGAUUGAGGAAGAGAACGAGAGCAACCAGGAGAAGAAACUACCAGUGACAUUUGAGGACAAGAAGAGGGAGAACUUCGAAAGAGGAAACCUGGAGCUGGAGAAAAGACGCCAGGCUCUCCAGGAGCAGCAAAGGAAAGAGCAGGAGCGGCUGGCAGCACUGGAGAGGGAGGAACAGGAGAGGAAGGAGCGCGAGCGUCUGGAACAGGAGAGGAGGCGACAACAGGAGCUGGAGAAGCAGCUGGAGAGGCAACGAGAGCUGGAGAGGCAAAGAGAAGAAGAACGGCGCAAGGAGAUAGAAAGGAGAGAGGCAGCUAAGCGAGAACUGGAGCGUCAGCGUCAGUUGGAGUGGGAGCGCCAGCGUCGCCAGGAGCUCCUAACGCAAAGAAAUCGAGAACAAGAAAGUAUAGUGCUGCUCAAAGCUCGGAAGAAGACGCUGGAGUUUGAACUGGAGGCUCUGAAUGAUAAGAAGAACCAGCUGGAAGGUAAACUGAAGGAUGUUCGGUUUCGUCUUUCAACUCAGCGGAGAGAGAUGGAGCAGACCAAUCAGACGAGAGAGACGCGCAUCGCGGAAAUCACACAGCUUCAGCAGCAGCUUCAGGACUCUCAACAGUGGCUGGGGAGGCUCAUUCCUGACAAGCAGAAUCUGAAUGAGCAGUUAAAGCAGGUCCAGCAGAACAGUUUACACCGUGACAGCCUGUCAUCGCUGCAGAAAGCCAUUGAACAAAAGGAGAAUAGCAGGCAGCAGCUGAAAGAGCAGUUGGAUUCAGUGGAGAGAGAGACCAGAGCUAAACUGUUGGAAAUAGACGCCUUCAACACACAACUAAAGGAACUGCGGGAGAUCCACAGCCGGCAGCAGAGGCAGAAGCAGAAGGAGUUGGAGGGAGGCGCUCAGUCACUCUCUCAAUCUUACAUGCAAACGGCAAUUGAAAGGAAGUCUGCCGAGCUGCAGGAGGGCGGGUCAUCGUCAAAGGAAGGAAUGGCCUGGCGGGGAGAAACAGGAAGCUCUGCCCCUAAAGUUCCUAGCCCCGCCUCCGUGUCUGCCUCGCACGCCUGGCUAAACAGAGUGACUCAGGAGGAAGAGGACAGGAAGAGAAGAGGGAUGGAGGAGGAAGACGAGGGCAGUAAAGGGGCUGGCUCAGUGGAAGAGAAGGAUGUGGAGAGCAGAGGAAAGAAGGACAUGCAGGAGAAACUGAACAAGCUGUUCAGCCAGCCAUCCGACCCCUGGGCUUCAGCAGUAGACAAGGCUCCUGUCCCAAGUCUGUUUGACCAGAAAGCUUCUGCCAGUGGCUUCGAGCAACAAAAACAGCAACAGGCAGUGAAGGUGGUCUACUACAGGGCUCUUUAUCCAUUUGAUGCUCGUAGUCACGAUGAGAUCAGCAUUCAGCCUGGUGAUAUCAUCAUGGUGAAGGGGGAAUGGGUGGAUGAGUCUCAAACUGGGGAGCCUGGGUGGCUGGGGGGUGAGCUGAGAGGCAGAACCGGUUGGUUCCCAGCUAAUUAUGCAGAGCGGAUACCUGAAAGUGAAGCACCAAUCAGCUUGCGGCCUCCGUCUUCGGCCACACCCCCGUCGACCCAGCAGCCAAGGGCCACUCCCCCUUCAGCCUCCGGACACACCUCCACCUCAACAUCUUCUGCUAACAGCAACUGGGCCGACUUCAGCACCACUUGGCCAUCCAGCACAGCGAGCCAGUCGGACAGUGAGGGAUGGGACGCCUGGCCUACCUCCUCAGCCAAUCAGAAUCCCUCUCUCAGCGUUCCAUCGGCACAGUUACGGCAACGCUCCGCCUUCACGCCUGCCACAAUGACGACAGGCUCCUCACCUUCUCCUGUACUAGGACAGGGGGAGAAGGUGGAGGGACUUCAGGCCCAGGCCUUGUAUCCUUGGAGAGCCAAGAAGGACAACCACCUCAACUUCAACAAAAAUGAGAUCAUAACGGUGUUGGAGCAGCAGGACAUGUGGUGGCUGGGUGAGCUUCAGAACGGACAAAGAGGCUGGUUCCCCAAAAGUUACGUCAAGCUCAUCUCGGCCAACAUGGCGAUUCCCUCUGCUGCCGCUGCUGCUGCUGCAGUCCGCAGCAAAAACACUAAUGAAGCUGGAAUAUCAGAGAGUCCGCCCAAUGGGAAACGACCCUCAUCCUCUCCAGCAAAACCUUCUGAAUCUGGAGAAGAAUAUGUGGCCAUGUACACCUAUGAGAGCAGUGAACAGGGGGACCUUAGUUUCCAGCAAGGAGACAUCGUUGUGGUGACCAGGAAAGAAGGGGAUUGGUGGACAGGCAUGGUGGGGGGAAAGACUGGAGUCUUUCCUUCCAACUACGUCAAACCACGUGACUCAGUGUCAGAGUCCCUGGGACCAGCAGGGAAGACGGGAAGUCUGGGGAAGAAACCAGAGAUCGCUCAGGUGAUCGCUGCUUACACUGCAACGGGCGCAGAGCAGCUGACAUUAGCACCGGGACAGCUCAUCCUCAUCAGGAAGAAGAAUCCCGGGGGCUGGUGGGAGGGCGAGCUGCAGGCUCGGGGGAAAAAGCGGCAGAUUGGUUGGUUCCCAGCCAAUUAUGUGAAGCUUCUGAGUCCCAGCACCAGCAAGACCACUCCCACUGAGCCCACACCUCCUAAACUGGCUCCUGCCAGCACAGCUCUAUGUCAGGUGAUCGGCAUGUAUGACUACGUGGCCCAGAACGAUGACGAGCUGGCCUUCCAGAAGGGCCAGGUGAUCAACGUGCUCAACAAGGACGACUGUGAUUGGUGGAAAGGAGAACUUAACGGGAGGGAAGGCCUGUUUCCUAGCAACUACGUCAAACUGACGACAGACACAGACCCAAGCACGCAGUGGUGCGCUGACCUCCACCUGCUGGACAUGCUGAGUCCGAUGGAGAGGAAGAGACAGGGCUACAUCCACGAGCUGAUCGUCACAGAGGAGAACUACGUCAACGAUCUGCAGCUGGUCACCGAGAUCUUCCAUAAGCCUCUGCUGGAGUGUGAGCUGCUGACAGAGAAGGAAGUGGCCAUGAUCUUUGUGAACUGGAAGGAGCUCAUCAUGUGCAACAUCAAACUUCUCAAGGCUCUCAGGGUGAGGAAGAAGAUGUCGGGCGAUCGGAUGCCUGUGAAGAUGAUUGGCGACAUCCUGACCAACCAGCUGCCCCACAUGCAGCCGUACAUCAGGUUCUGUUCAUGUCAGCUGAACGGGGCCACACUGAUUCAACAGAAGACAGAUGACAAUCCUGAGAUCAAAGACUUCCUCAAGAGAUUAGCCAUGGAUCCCAGGUGCAAAGGGAUGCCUCUGUCCAGUUUUCUACUCAAGCCGAUGCAGAGAGUCACACGCUACCCUCUCAUCAUCAAAAAUAUCUUAGAAAACACUCCAGAGUCUCAUCCAGACCACAGCCAUCUGAAAGCAGCGCUGGAGAAAGCAGAGGAGCUCUGCUCACAGGUGAAUGAAGGCGUCAGAGAGAAGGAGAACUCUGAUCGGCUGGAAUGGAUUCAGGCUCACGUUCAGUGUGAGGGGCUGUCAGAGCAACUGGUGUUCAACUCGGUCACCAACUGUCUGGGACCCAGGAAGUUCCUCCACAGCGGGAAGCUGUUCAAAGCGAAGAGCAGCAAGGAGCUCUACGGCUUCCUGUUCAACGACUUCCUGCUGCUCACACAGGUGACCAAGCCUCUGGGCUCAUCAGGUUCUGACAAAGUCUUCUCCUCAAAAACCCACCUGCAGUACCGCAUGUACAAAACGCCGAUCUUUCUGAACGAAGUGUUAGUAAAGCUGCCAACAGAUCCAUCCGGGGAUGAGCCUCUGUUUCACAUCUCACACAUAGACCGAGUUUACACCCUCCGAGCUGAAAGCAUCAAUGAACGGACAGCGUGGGUUCAGAAAAUUAAGGCCGCCUCGGAGCUUUUCAUUGAGACGGAGAAGAAGAAGCGGGAGAAGGCAUAUUUAGUCCGUUCUCAGAGAGCGACCGGGAUCGGCAGGCUGAUGGUUAACAUCGUGGAGGGCAUCGAGCUCAAACCUUGUCGCACCCAUGGUAAAAGCAAUCCUUACUGUGAAGUCACCAUGGGCUCUCAGUGCCAUAUCACAAAAACAGUACAGGACACUUUGAAUCCCAAGUGGAAUUCCAAUUGUCAGUUUUUUAUUAAGGACCUUGAACAGGACGUCCUCUGCAUCACUGUGUUUGAACGAGACCAGUUCUCACCUGACGACUUCCUCGGCAGGACUGAGAUCCGAUUGGCCGAGAUAAAGAAGGACCAGGGCUCCAAAGGACCAAUCACGAAGAGGCUGCUGCUUCAUGAGGUUCCCACGGGGGAGAUUGUCGUUAGACUGGACCUGCAGCUGUUUGAAGAGCCGUGAAAAGAGCGGCAGGUUGGACCAGAUGGGACCGGCCCGGGAACCAACUCAGAGAAACGAAAAAGGGACAGUGCAGCUGGACUGGAAUAAACUGGACCAGAGGCCUGGAAUGGGUUGAGGUUACUCAUUGUGUGUUCUGGCUGUUAAUGUUUAGGAAGAUUAAUAUGUGAACAGCAAGAUUUUCUCUGAAAGAAAACCCCAGGUAGAGUCAGUAACACUAAAUAUCAUCCUCCUUAACAACAACCUGAAAUGCCAUGUCAGUUUUAUUUUCUUUGCCAUUUUUUUCCAUUAUUUGGAAGAAAUUAACAAUAAAAGGGCUUACUUGGGAUCAAAUGGAGAACAUUUUCAAAAAAUAAGAGAACCCUAGCUACAUAUCUUGGAUCGACAUAUUUAUCUGUAAAAGUCAGGAUGUUAAGGUUCAGCCUUGUCACCACAACAAAUUUAGGACGUUAAGUUGUCCCAGAAAUUAUUUCACUAAACAAUAAUAUUGCUGUAUUGAGACCAUUUUAAGUACUUUAUCAAAUUAAAGUCUAUUGUUUAUUGAUAAGGCAGACCUGCAAUAGUGUUUAUCAGUAAACAAUAGUCUUUAAUUUUGUGAAAAACUCUUUAACACUGGGACUAGAGGAUAUUUAAAAUAUCCAAGAAAAAACAUGACAACCAAAAACCAUAAAUAAAAAAACAUUUAUAAGCAAAACCAUAAAGAAAAUGGAUUGUGAUGUUUCUGUAAACAAAAUUGACCUUUAAAAAUCAGAAUGGAAAUUAUCAAGCUCAUUUUAAUUUAUCAUUCAAAAUUGAUUACUUAUUCCAACAGUCUUAAUUGGGCUACCAAUGUAUUAAUUGCAAAUAUUUAUCAGAAAGCAAGAUGUGAAGUUGCCUUGGUUAGCUUAGAACACUGCAAAAACACAAACUAUAGAAUUUUUGUUCUAGUUUUUAAUGCAAAUAUUGAAAUAAGACAAAACUAACUUGAAAGUAACUUUUCAGCAAGGAAUAGCAGCUCUUUUUAAGUCAAUAAUUCCUUAAUAUUAAUGAGAAAGUAUUAGUCAUAAAUGAAAUAAAAGAACUAGUUCUCUUACAUUAGCAUUAAUAAAUUAUUGACUUAAAACUUGCUCCAACUUCUUAUUGAAAUGUUACUAAGAUGUUUGUACUGGAGACGAGACCAAAAAUACUUGCUAAGAUUUUUGUGUUUUUUGCUGUGAAUACUUAAUGGCAGUAAAAUAAUGAAAAUCCCAGUGCCCCCUUUCUGGUCCAGUUAAUCCCAGUCUGCUUCUGUCCCAGUUCUGUGGGUUCCAGGUUGAAUUCGGUCCAAGUCCGAACUCAGAUGGGUUGUUGCUGUUUCCGCCUCUUCUGCUUUUAUCCAGACAGUCUUAGAGAAACUCCAGUGACAAUCCCUCCUUUUUUUUAUGUCCCUCCAAACUUAACCGCUGUGUGUGAUUGAGUGUGUGCAAGAUCAGGUGUGAAUGACUAGAAAAGUUUAAAGUCAGGUAGGUGACCUUUAAAGGCACUGAACAGCUUCUCAAACUCUUAAUCAAUUUUUCAAAGCUUUAGCAAUGAGCUAUAGAACUUAAAAAGGGAUCUUGAUAGUUUUGUUGUUAACCUCAACUGAACACAUGCCACAUUUCCUCAGAAAGUGCUUAAUAUGUACAGGUGUAUUGAAAACCAUGCUGAUAAGCUGAAAAAAAAAAAAGAUUUUAAGCAAGUAUAUGAUAGGUAUUCAGUAUAAAUGACCAACGUACAGACAUGUCAAUGUGUCGGAGUUACAGUCAAUGCAGUGAACAGGUACAAAAGCUGAUUUCAAUCAAGGUACUGUGAACAAGAAUGUCUUAACUUUUAUUUUCUGUUGCGCAUCUCAGCUCUGACAUGUUGCUGCAGUGUUAAUCUGUCAUGGUUGUCAUUACUAUGCAGGGAGAGGGGGAAGAAAAUGAACAAAUGGGAGGUCUCUGUGGUUCAGGGCGUUUUGAAGAAGCUCCAUGAAACAUAUUCUCAGUUCCAGUCCUUAAUCCUCCAGAAGGUUCAAUACAGAAACCAUUUUAAUAUACGUCAGCACUCCUAGCACUUUGAAAAUAGACGCUGUUCCCGAUAUUUCAGUAGAAAAUGAUCCAAGUCAACAUGACACCCAGCAGCCAUUUUGAGUAGUCAGUCAGAAAGUUUGCCUGGAGGAUAAAACAUUCAGUCAGAUCUGUUUCACCUCAAUAUUUAUACCUCUACUAACAUCUCUAUAGGAUAGGGCAAGGGCAGGCGUGUCAACAUCCAGUUCUCGAGGGCCGGUGUCCUGCAACUUUUAGAUGUGCCUCUGCUGCAACACACCUGAAUAGAAUAAUUAGGUCAUUAGCAAGACUCUGGAGAACUGAUCUACACAAGGAGGAGGUAAUUAAGCCAUUUCAUUCCUGUGUUUUGUACCUGUGGCACAUUUAAAAACUGCAGGACAGUGGCCCUCGAGGACUGGAGUUUGACACCCCUGGGCUAGGAUCUGUUAGUAUAACCCUCAAGUUAUACUAACUUGAAAAAAUGACUUUGUGGAGCCAAUGCUCAGAAUCAUCAGUGGUUUUCUUUUAAAUAUUUUAAAAGACCCACUUUAACAGCAAGAUAGUGGAAAAAAAUGUAUUAUCAAAAUAAACACCAACCAGGUAAAAUAUUAAUCAGCAGUAAGCUUUUACUGCUGGAAUGACAGAUAAGAUUUGUGAAGUUUAAAAAAAAAAGUUGUUCAUGUUGGCACUAUGUUUCUGUUUGCACACAUUUAAUACAUAUCAAGUUGUUCAUUUUAAUCCAACAACAGUAGAAAUAUGAUCUAACACAUAAAAACAAAACAAGAUUAUAGACUCCAGUAAUCAAAACGAUCAAUUAGUUAAACAAGCAAAGUAGUCAAUUGACCAUCCAUCCAUCCAUGCUAGUGAUGGGUAAAUGAAGUGUCAUGAAGUGUUUCGACCCAUAGCAAAACUGUAUUGAUACUGUGUCAAUACUGUGUCACUGAAUACUGACACCUGCUGGACAUUAAAAAUUCCUACAGGCAACGUAGUUGACGGACUGAUUUGAUGACCUUGUCUAUACAAUUAGAUUUAAGUCACUGUAUAUUAUUUAAAGUCAUAUCUUCCAUUUCAAAUAUUGGCAUGUUUAGAAAAAGUCCUUCAAGUUCCACUAAAAGUACCUAAAUAAAUACCACAGAAGCAUGGAAAAACAAGUAUCAAAGUCAUACAGCAACAUUACCGAGACAGUGGCAUCUAUUGAAGCACAGAUAUAGAAAAACUAAACGAGGCGAAUCAGAUAGAAAUGAAUUAAAAAGUGACCCAAGAAUGGAGCCUUGAGGAACCCCAUAGUUGAUCUGUUGGUUUAUAUUUGUGACAAAAGUCUACCAGGCAAGUCUGCUUCUCUCCUUCUACAACCAAACUAUUGGUUGUGUAUUUUCAACUGUGCUACAUGACUGAGAUGUAUUAUAGUUGUUGACAUGCUGCUGUUAAAAUGUCUUUAAGCUUAAACUUUUAAAGUAUGAUUUCAGUGAUCAAAAACAUGACAACAUGUAAUUACAGAGAUAUGGGUUAAAAUCCCAACCAGGGAUCUUUUUGUCUGAUGUGGUGAGGAAUUAGUAAAGAGCUACAUGCCAGUUACCCAUUUGGUUUAAUUUUUCUGUUUUUUUAGUUCAUCUUACAAAAUAAUAACUUUGGCAAAAUAGUUAUAAAUAAUAAAUCUUAUAAAACCGAACUGCAACUUACUUAGCAAGGAUUUUGGUUGUCUGAAGAGCUAUAUGCAGCCUGUGUGAAAUAGGUUGAAGAAAAGCCAUUGAAAACUGUAAUGUCUGAUUUAUUUUAGCUAAUUCUUCCAUUGUUACACAUCAAAGCUUGUAAUUUGAGAAAGAUGGGCCUGUUAAAAAAAUAAAGAAAGCUACUAAACUACAUAGUGCUAGUGCCUUUACAUGAACAUGCUAACACUUCUUGGCCUUAUACAAAAGAAUGCUUCAUUUUAAUUAAACCAAUUCACUUUUAGCAUAUCUCUAACAUGAUUUCUGAGUUUAAAACAAUUAGAAUUUUGUCCGAGUUUAAUGCUUUUGAAUAUUCAAAAUGGCAGCUACAUUAGCUGGUGGGACAACUAACAGUGAAGUUGUAGAUGUGUUAGUUAUCUAGUUACUUUGCCUGAUAGUAAAUCUAGAUAGUACUUUUAAUUUGAAGCCACAGUUACAAUAAUAUUCUGAAUAAUAAAUGACAAAACAGCUUAGUGACCAGCCACUGUCUAAUCAGCAGCUUAAGUAUGUUGAAAGAUGUGAACGAAUGUUGGUGUUUGUGGCAGACAAAACCAGUAACGACGAUUCUAAAUGGUUUCCCUCUCUUACUCUUCCCUUCACACCGUACUGAAACUAACCCGGUCCAGUUUGAGCCUGUUCUUACUGUCUACCUUCCAGGUUGUGAAUAAUACUGCUGUUACCUGAGAGUUAAUAUAUGAGGAGCGAUGACAACAAGCCUGUUGUUAAUUAUCACUGUAGAAGAUAAUGUAUGUACUUGUCUUUCAAUGUUCAGAAUAAAAUUCAUUUGGACCAAGA